Messenger RNA from Coniosporium apollinis CBS 100218, 2595 nucleotides. RefSeq lists its product as uncharacterized. The record is from RefSeq and is a predicted model, not a curated record. Bases 1 to 2595 code for a protein of 864 amino acids. NCBI's taxonomy places the organism in Eukaryota, Fungi, Ascomycota, Dothideomycetes. The transcript has a single exon.
AUGGACCACCUACCUCUCCCCGGCAAACCUACCCUAGCGGAUUCGCUCAGAAUCCCCUACCUCAGCACCUCCCUUUACGACGGCGGCCCCUUCGCCGACUACCCCGCCCGUCACGGCUGGCAGCUCUCCAUCCGCGACGGCAAGUUCAGCAUCACGCGUAACGGGGAGUCGCCGACGAGAGACGCCACGGCUGCGUUCCUACAGACGUGGCUGUAUUUCGGACUCCUAAGCGAGGCACUUGGUUGUUUCUGGAAGCCUGAGAUGCAGCAGUUGUUCGUGGAAGAGGGAGACAAAGGGGAGAGGUGGUUAAGCACGCAGUAUUUGGAGGGCAUCGUGGUAGAUUGGGUGGGGUACAUGGCUGAGGUAUCCGCAGGCAUGAGCUGGAAGGCGAGACUGCGCAUGUGGCGAAAGCUUUAUUGGCGCAUUUCUAGUGGACAGAAGACCACCGAGUAUGCUGACGAAGUGCGGGAAUCAUAUGACAGAUUUCAAAGUAGCAUGAAGUUGGUUCAGACGUUAAUCCUGUACGCUCCGCGCUCAGAACUCAACGCCCUGGGCACUGAUCAGGUCCUAGGGCUGAUGGCACUUGGGGUGUACCUCUGUACCUCAUGGUGGAAGAUAUAUCGUCAUUUCCACGGCAGAAAUCCCGAGCUGCUCACCGCGAUCGAAGCCGGCCAGGCGAUGACGAAACCCUACCUCCAGGAGCACAUGCUGAAGAUGAAUUGGUGUCCCAGCGACAUCUCCAGAAUCAUGGGAAAGAGCAGCUCUAAUGUCAUCUGGUACUACGCAAACAUGCAGCCGCCCAGAGCGGAAAUGGAUCACUCGCAAUGCAAGGAGGUCUUCUGCUCUAGGAACCAGAUUAAUUCAAUGGGACGCUAUCAGCUUGCUCACGCAACAGAAGACUGCGAGUGCCAUUUGGUACAGGCCAAGCUUGAAGAUCUCCGCGAAGUCUUGGCCCAAGGCGGUAUACCCGUGCUGAAUUUCGAAGAGCACAACGAAAUACGGAAAAACGCAGUCAGCGUGCACAAAGGCUCAAAAGCUAACUUCGUUGCUAUCUCGCAUAUCUGGGCGGAAGGCCUGGGCGAUCCCGAUGAUAACGCAUUGCACAACUGUCAAGUGAAGCGCUUGUUCAAUUUGAUCGGACAGCUACCGACACGACAACCUCAGUCGCGCUAUUUAUGGAUUGAUACUAUGUGCGUACCUGUAUACAAAAAGGAUCAAGGACUACACAAGAAGGCUAUGCAGAAAAUGAGAGAUACUUAUGAGUCCGCCACCGAAGUGCUUGUCCUGGAUGCUUACGUUCAGGAUUUCAAGAUCGAGGGCGCCACUCCUCUGGAAGCCUUUGCUCGAGUGGUCAACUCCAGCUGGAUGCAGCGACUGUGGACGCUACAAGAAGGCCGGCUCGCUCAGAGAGUGUAUUUCCAAUUCGCAGAUGGACCCGUAGAGUUACGCAAGCUUUUCAACUCCAUCUCGCAUCAAGUUUUUCCGUCCAGGGCAGCCCUUGCGACUAACACGGAGAUCACCAUGAGCUACAGAGCCAGUAAGUUUCACACCUUUGAAGAACAGAAGGAGAUUCUCAAAGGCUUGUAUGAGGGCAUCAUUGCUACCCGCGACGCUGUUAUGUCUCGGGGGUUGUCCAAAGAUUCGGACGAGGCGCUUUGCUUGUCAACCCUCAUGGACCUCGAUCCGACGCCUGUCAUCAACGCUCCCGACAACGAAGACGAAAAAAUGAGAGCGCUAUGGGCAAUGAUUCCAAAAGUCCCACUGAGCCUGGUGUUCUCAAGAGCGCCCAAAAAACUGCCUAUACCGGGCUUUCGCUGGGCUCCAUCAUCCUUUCGCGGUCCCAUCCCGCAUGACAUACAUGACUGGUGGGCCGGCCCUGAUGAGCUCUGGAAACGGAUUGAAGCAGAACCAACUCCAUCUGGAUUGCUUGUGAAACUGCCAGGGCUAUUCCUCCGAUCAGUGCAUGCCAAGGACGGAUGGAGCAACGCUUUGGACAUGGGCUCGCACUAUAUAUUUCAAUUACCUGACGGCCGGUGGAUAGGCCUAGGCCUCGGAUUGCCGUGGAGCCAACCGAUAAAAGACACACGUCCCGAAAAAAGCCCAGAAGGCGUGGCGCUGAUCCUGCAGGACAACAGUCUUACCGAAAGGGUGCAUGAGGACUUCAGCAAGUCCACCAUUAUUGCCAACGACAUACCCUCGAAGGGCCUUCUUGUUGGCUUGGUCGCACGCGUCAAAAGCAUGGAAAACAAUGAGAUCCAUGUAGCCGGCCUGCAGCAUGCACAGGUUAUGGAGCUCCCACCCGACGUCUCGACCAUGUUCAGCGCCGCGGUAAGCGCGGCGCACAAACUGUGGGAUCGUCUUACGCCAGAACAACCGAACUCUGAGGUCGUCAAGGAGUGCAUUGCUGUUGCCAAGGAGGCCAUGCUCGACCCGACAGUGCUGGACGCCUGUCGAAAUCAGCGGCGCGGUGCCGGUGCGGACGAGUCGGAUGACGAGAUUAUGUACAUGAUUGCAGAGAUGGCUCAUAAUGUGUACUUGGGUGGCUUUAACACUGUAGACCUUGUUCCUGAGAGCUGUAAGUGGUAUGUUGACUGA